Molecule: messenger RNA, 1863 nt
Organism: Cataglyphis hispanica
Lineage: Eukaryota; Metazoa; Arthropoda; Insecta; Hymenoptera; Formicidae
Gene: Bet5
Product: trafficking protein particle complex subunit 1
Exons: 3
Coding region: 286-723 (145 amino acids)
Biological process (GO): endoplasmic reticulum to Golgi vesicle-mediated transport
Cellular component (GO): TRAPP complex
Source: RefSeq, a predicted model, not a curated record
UCUGUUGUGCUGCUAGAGGACUUGUUAUGCUAAGGGCCAAUUUCACCACCUUUGGUUAAGUUAACCGACGGUUAAAAUCAGCAGGGUGGCAACAGAAAAUAGAGGUGAAUGAAAACCAAGUAUUCUUAUCAUUUCAGUUGUCACCCUGUCGUCGGUUAAUCUAACCGAAGGUGGUGAAAUUGGUCCUAAGAUCAGAGAGAAAGAUAUUUUCAUCGAAACGUCAAAACAAUGAUUAAAGAGUGAAAUUGGAUUGUUAAUGGAUUCCGGCAUAAAAGGAAGGCAGCCAUGACGAUUCAUAACUUGUAUAUCUUUUCGAAAACUGGAAUGUUAUUAUACUAUGCUGAAUGGAAUAGGUUAAAUAAAUCAGGAAUAACGAAAGAAGAGGAAGCAAAAUUGAUGUAUGGAAUGCUGUUUUCCAUAAAAUCAUUUGUGAAUAAAAUCUCUCCGUUGGACCCUAAGGAGGGAUUUUUAUAUUACAAGACCAGCAAAUAUACACUUCAUUACUUUGAAACACCAUCAAGUCUUAAGUUUGUCUUAAAUACUGAUAAUGCAAGCCAGAAUGCCAGAGAAUUGUUGCAACAAUUAUAUAGAGAAGUAUAUUUGGAAUAUGUAGUAAAAAAUCCACUUUGCCAAUUAAAUGAACCUAUACAAAGUGAAUUAUUUAAAAUAAAAGUAGAUGAAUUAUUUAAAAAAUCUCCUCUAUUUUUAAGUCGAUCAUUAUAAAUGAUAAAAAAUAUAUAAGAUUUUUAUAUACAAAAGAAGUUGAUUUUUUUUUAAUAAUUGAAUGAAUAAUAUCAAAUGUUAUCUAUAAUAUGUCUAUAUAUAUAAUAAUACUAAAUUUAAAUUAGAUAAAUCUUAAAAAUACCUAACCUAAAAAUAUACAUUAUUUAAUAUCAAGUUAGAGCAAUACUUUGAAUUCUUUAUAGGAAAAAAAAAAUUUUUAUUUUUAAUCUGUCAUACUAGUUUAUUUUGGCUUUUAGAGAAAUAUAUACAAUUAUUAUAUAUAUGUAAAUCAUAAUAAUAGUACAUUUAAAAAAUAUUUUUGUUUUGUAUAAUAAUAAUGAUAUAGGCAAAUACAGAUAAAUUAAAUUAUAUAAUCUUAUAUAUUUGUAGAUACUACCAUCUUAAAAAAAAAAGAUAUAGUAGAUAAUAAUUCUAAAUAACAUUUGCGUUUCUUUUAUGCAAUAAAAGUAGUAUAAAAGACAAGACAGGAAUCAUACUUAUAUUUAAUUAUCACUUGCAAAUGCUUAAGUGUCUUAAAUAAUAUUGUAAUUCAAAUUAAAAUUAUUUUUCAAUUAAUUUGGUUGCACAUGCUUUGAUUGUUUUAAUAAAAAAGAAACAAUAUUAUAUUGUAAUACAAAUAUUUAACAACUAUUAUACUAGAAUAUAUAUAUAGUUAAAAAAAAUUAGAUAAUAAAUAUUUGCAAAAAAAAGGAGAAAGAAAUAUAUUUGGAAACUAUAAUUAUCUCUUUGCAUGAUAUAAUAUUGAAUUAUAAUACAUUUGUACACAUUCAUAUAAGAUUUUAAUGAAAAUAUACUAAAAAGUCUUGGACUAGAAAUUUAUAUUCAUAUCCAUGUAUAAUUAAUAAAAUAUUGAAUGGAUAUUUUUUCAUACACAAAAUAUGAUAUAUAUAAUUUUGUAAAGAUAUUUUAAAUCAUAACUUUUUUGGAAAAAAAAAUAAGAAUUUAAUAAUUAUGUAAUUUUUUGAAAUCAAUAUGCGAAUACCAUUGUAUAUUACAAAUACAUUUACUUAUUAUUUAAAUAUAUACAUAACUGAUUUCAAAUAUAUUUAAAUGUUGUAAAUGUUUAAAUUUUGUUUAAAUAUAAUUAAUACACUAUUGUAAUCUAUGUGUAAAGAAGUA